Messenger RNA from Ostrinia furnacalis (Asian corn borer), 1646 nucleotides. Its product is annotated as peroxisomal membrane protein 11C-like. The transcript has 4 exons. Gene Ontology annotation, cellular component: peroxisomal membrane. Lineage: Eukaryota; Metazoa; Arthropoda; Insecta; Lepidoptera; Crambidae. Gene Ontology annotation, biological process: peroxisome fission. The coding region runs from base 312 to 989 and encodes 225 amino acids. The record is from RefSeq and is a predicted model, not a curated record.
AGAGCUGUUUAAUUUGUACCUUAGCACACUGGAAGGCCUUUGUAUUGUCACGGAGGAAAAAUCUUGAAAAGAAACAUUGUCCAUCAUUUAGACACCUAUCGGAGAGUACAAAACGAUUGUUAUUGCAAAUAUUUUAAUACAAAAAUCAUCUGGUAGUGUAAAAAAUUCGUAAUCUAUAUGAUAAUGAUAAAAGGUGUUUUUAUCUUUGUGAUAUAACACUGGUAGACAUUCACGGUUAUACUGUGAAUAGUAUUUAUUAGGAUAGAUAGUGUGGCAGAGGUAAAUAAACCUUUGCUAAUUAAAUAAACGCGAUGGAGUUNAUGGAUUUAGUGAAUGAACUUUGUGACUUGCUGCAGACUCACACCAACCGUGAUAAGGUAGUGAAUCUAGCGAGCUACGCGUUAAAGCUAUGGGGUUCCACCGCAGACAGCAAGGCUCUCAUGACGGCGAGCGGUCGCCUGGCGGCCGCGCGCGCCACUCUUCGCAUGUUCGACGACGCUGCUGCCUUGAAAGCCGCGUUAGCUUACGGGCUUGGACAGAAUGACGGUCCCUUCUGGGGUUCCUUAGGCGUGCUGGGCAGCACGUUCACGCUGGCAUACCUCCAAGCGGAGAAAGCACAGUUCCUCGUCGACACCGGAGUGCUGGUGGUCUCCAAGGACACCGAGUUCCAGAUACGCACCGCCCACAAGCUUUUCUGGUCGCUGUACGCAUUCGUCGGGUUUGUCAGGUCGCUCAGAUCGCUCCACGCGACCGCGCUUGCUCUGAAAUCGCCUCAGCGGACCAAGUGUGCUCCGGCGCGGUACCGGCAAGCGGCGCUGACCACCACCAAGCUGCUUCUUGAUACAGUGCAUGCUGUGAGCUGGUUACCUCCUGGCUGGCUGUGGGGCAGCCGGCUGUCCGUCCCACAAGCGAGUGGGAUCGCCACGACGGCGGCGGUGCUAGGGCUUGUCAUACAUUUUAAUGGGAAGCGGCUGGUGUCUUCGCGGUAGAUGAUUCUUUGAUAAGCAACAUGACGACGUUUAAAAGUUUAAAGAAGACCCAUUCAUUUGCCUGUAGGCUUAGUUAUUUAUUUCAAUUUUGGACUCUAGAUUUGUCUUUAUUAGAGACCGCUCUUAACAUUUAUGGUCGCAUUGUCGCUAAAAUAAAUACAAUAGUAAGGAAGAAUCAAUAAAGCGGCGCGGCACUAACAGGCGGCGCUGACCACCACAAAGCUGUUACUCGAUACAGUGCAUGCUGUGAGCUGGUUACCUCCUGGCUGGCUGUGGGGCAGCCGGCUGUCCGUCCCACAAGCUAGUGGGAUUGCCACGACGGCGGCGGUGCUAAGGUUUGUCAUACAUUUUAAUGGGAAGCGGCUGGUGUCUUCGCGGUAGAUUUGAUAAGUAAGAUGAUGACCGCGGUUAAAAAUAAGAAGUUAUGUAUUUCAAUUUUGGACCAAGAUGUCUUAAAAAAAUUCGUGGAGUGAAAACGUUAAAGCUGAAAUUGACUUUUGAUUAAGUAAUAUUUGUUAUUUAUAUUUUGUUACGUUUGUAUUAUUAUUGUGAAGUUUAUGCACACUUUCACGAUAAAAAUAAUUAAAAUAAUGAUCAUUUACGUAUUUAAUUAUUCGGCAAUCUUAAACUUAAGUAGGUAGGUAUGUUAUAGUACUA